CGAAGUAAGUUGCAAAGGGGAAGGAGCCGAAUUGAUUGCAUAGACUCUUUGCUGUGGACACCUGAUUCGAAUAUUUUGUUUGUUCAGUGAAGUGAGAAAUAGAGAAGAAGAGUAAUGGCGUGGAGACUGAACUCGGGUGAUAUAGCCGGAUUCAAAAUUCUGUUUAGUCUGGGGAUUUUGUACGGAUUGAUAUCGGUCCUUGUAUACUCCAUCAUUCACAUGAAGUUCAUCACACCUCUUCCCAUGGAUGCUCCUCCUGAUCGCUUCUCUGAGGCCAGAGCUAUUGAGCAUGUCCGCGUCUUAUCAAAGGAUAUCGGAGGUCGCCAGCAAGGGCGUCAAGGUCUGAGACUAGCGGCGCAAUAUAUUAUGACACAGUUGGAACUGAUGAAGGAGCGAGCUCAACCUGGUAUUAGAAUAGAGAUAGAAGAGACCAUUGUUAAUGGCUCAUUCAAUAUGUUCUUUUUACGGCAUAGCAUCUCUCUGGCUUAUAGAAAUCAUACAAAUAUUAUUAUGAGAAUCUCAUCAGUGGAUUCAGGAGAAAAUGAUUCUGCAGUUUUGAUAAAUGGCCAUUUCGAUACUCCACCUGGUUCUCCAGGAGCUGGUGAUUGUGGUUCUUGUGUUGCAUCGAUACUCGAGCUAGCCAGACUCUCUGUUGAUUCCGGCUGGAUUCCACCUAGACCAGUAAUAUUUCUAUUUAAUGGAGCUGAAGAACUGUUUAUGCUGGGUUCGCACGGUUUCAUAACUACGCAUAGAUGGAAUGAGACGAUUGGAGCAUUUAUAGAUGUUGAAGCUUCUGGGACUGGAGGCCUCGAUUUGGUUUGCCAAUCUGGACCUGGGUCCUGGCCUUCAUAUGUUUAUGCUCAAUCAGCACUCUAUCCUAUGGCAAAUAGUGCAGCUCAGGAUCUCUUUGGUAUAAUUCCUGGUGAUACAGACUACAGAAUGUUUGCCCAAGAUUUUGGCGAUAUUCCUGGCCUGGAUAUCAUCUUCCUCCUUGGGGGUUAUUUUUAUCAUACCGCAUCUGAUACUGUUGAAAGACUAUUACCUGGAAGCAUCCAAGCACGUGGAGACAAUUUAUUAAGAAUAAUCAAAGCCUUCACCAACUCAUCUAACCUGCAAAAUGCACAUCAAAGGAGAUUAAGAUCUGCUGUCAAUAGAUCUGACAAUGAACGUGCAGUUUUCUUUGAUUACUUGUCAUGUUUCUUGGUAUACUAUUCACGAAAGCAAGCUAUGUUUCUUCAUAGUUUACCUGUUGUCAUCUUUUUUCUUGUGCCACUUCUCCUACGCUUUCCAACUUGGGGACUGACCUGUUGUUUUGCAACCUUUUAUGAUUUUCUUAAAGGGAUGUUAUGUCAUGCUUUUGCAAUUUUGCUAGCAAUUGUUUUUCCAGUUGCCUUUGCUGUCAUAAGACUGCUGUUUUCUAGUCAGUCAAUGAACUGGUUUUCUACACCAUAUUUGGCAUUCAUGAUGUUUGUACCUAGUUCACUUGCUGGGAUGUUGAUUCCAAGAAUGCUCUGGAAAAGCUUCCCUCUGACUCAAGAUGUUUCUAUCCUGAAGUUGUCAAAAGAGGAACUAGUUACUGAAGCUAGAUUUUGGGGAGCAUUUGGGUUGUAUUCGAUUUUAACAUUGGCUUACCUUGCUGCGGGGCUGAGUGGAGGUUUCUUGACAUUUGUAAUGUCAGCAUUCAUGCUUCUUGCUUGGAUUUCCUUUCGCCUGUCUAUGAAGUCCUUUGUUGUCGGAUCAUUUAGGUCAACUGCAUGUUAUGUGAUCCCUCUCAUUCCUUGUCUAAUGUACACGGUGUAUUUUGGCGGAUUUCUUGUUGCUUUUGUGAUUGAAAAAAUGGGCAUGACAGGCUCACUUCCCCCACCUUUUGGGUACUUCAUUCCUGAUGUUAUAGUGGCAGCAAUUAUUGGACUGGGGACUAGUUGGUCUGUUGGACCUAUUUUGCCUGUUGUGAGCCACUGGUUAGCCAGGUCAUCUAUACUGCAUUUUUUGCUACACAGCAGCAUUCUCGCUUUGGCUCUUUCAUCACAAUUCUUUCCGUACAGUACCGAUGCACCUAAAAGAGUUAUAUUCCAGCAUACCAUCCGAAAUGCAGGUGCCAGUAAAAUUAUGGAAACUACCUAUGAUUUUGCCGUUGUUGACUCCAACACUCUGCCUUUCGUUUUCAAGCAUGCCCCUGAAGUGGCCAACACACUGCACAUUAAUACAGAAUUAUCCUUUGAUGCUGUCAAGCAGUCUCAUCAAGAGGAGUGGAUGGGGAUCUUUCCAAUAUCUUCGCUGUUUUCAAGAUGCAUGAAGUUUCCUGCAAAAGGAUCAGAUGUUUCGGUUGAAUACAAUCAUUUCCCACAUCUAACGACUAAUAAGCCACAAGAGAAUUUGAGUGGGGGUUCCCAUAGGAUCUACUUGGAGUUCUCCCUCGGUUCCUUGAAGGAAGUGUGGGUUGCAGUCCUCAAUAUUACUGGUUCGCUAUCCAGCUGGUCAUUUGCAGAUAACAUUCUUCCAGUUCCUGAGAAGACUGGUAAUGGUCCGCCAUCAUAUAUAUGUAGAUUAAGUGGUGCAGGCGAUAAAAACUGGACCUUUUGGUUGGAGGAAGAUACAUUACAGAUAAUGCAAUGCAUUAUCUAAAGAGGAAAACACAAGUCAAAGUGGGUUAUGCGGCAAUUAAGACGGGUAUGAGGAAAGCUUAUGAUCGCGUUGAAUGGGGUUUUCUACGAGCAAUGAUGAUAAAGAUUGGAUUUUGUUCGGAGUGGGUGAAUAAAGUUAUGCAUAUGGUAACCGCAGUUACUUAUCAAUUUAGUCAUGGUGGCAAGCAGUUAGGAAAAUAUUUCUCCAAGAAGAGGCUUGACGCAAGGUGAUCCUAUAUCACUUUAUCUAUUUUUGAUAGGUGUGGAGGGUUUGUCAGUGUUGUUGAAGCGAAUGUCUAUUCAGGGCCGAAAUCAUGAUGUUAAAAUUUGUACUAAAGCACCAUCUAUUUCACACCUAUUUUUUGCGGAUGAUGCUUUAUAUUUUUUUAAAGUGGAGUUCAUGGUACACUAACUUAACCUUCAAGGUCAAAUAGGGCUAUAGUGAACAUCAAUCCACUAUCUAGCUCAAAAUUGCAAAGGAGGAGGCAAAAACUAUUAAGUUAUGUUUGGAGAUACAUCAGGCAGCCUCUCGCCUACAGGUAAAUUUUCAAAGUUUUUAUAUUUUUUAGCCGUAAUACUAAUGAAAGUGUGAAGAAAGAGAUUGCGGAUAUCUUCCAUGUUAAGGAGGUGAAUGCUCCUAGAAAGUAUCUUGGCUUGCCGACAGUGGUGGGAAGAAGCAAAAAAAUAGUCUUUGCUUAUAUUCAGGAUAGAGUAAUCUCAAAGAUAAAAAGUUAGAAGUGCACAGUCUCUUACGAGCAGGACGAGAAGUAUUGUUCAAAACAGUGAUUGAAUCAAUUCCAACUUAUGUGAUGAAUAUGUUCUUGAUUCGCAGUAAUAUAUGAGAACCUGUUGAAAGAGCCAUGAAUGGAAUUUUGUGGAAAUUGGGAAAGAGCAAAAAUCAAGGGAUAAGGUGGAUGUCUUGACAUAAAGUUUGUGUCUGCAAGGAGGAUGGGGGUUUGGGCUUUCAAAAGUAGUAAGAAACAUUACCCAAAUUUAGGACCAAUCGUCCACCAAAACAAAUUCAAAAAUUGAGGGCUCUUCUCCGCCAACUUGCCAAAAAUAGUUUUCCCCGAUUUUCAGAUCUUUUAUAUCAGCUAAACCAUUGCAAUUGUGAAACCGUCUUCACAAUUGUGAUGCCGCAACUGUGGACUUCCCAUCGCGAAAGCGGAGACUCACUGGAUGGACCCUUUUGCAAUUGCUACCUUGGCCCUCGCAAAUGCAGACAAUCAACCAUUGAUUAACUGUCACAAUUGUAAUCCCUGACUUGCUUUUGCAGAGGUCUAGCCUAGAGCCUCACUAUGUAUAGGCGAGCCUUUGGCCGCAAAUGUGAUGCACCAGUUGACAUCAAUAUCAGUUGUUCUGCAACAACUACAUUCUUCAUCCAAACUCCUUGAGUCCCAAAUUCUCGUAUGCCAACCAGUCCAAAAACAUGAUAUAUACCUAACCGAAGCUUCAAAUAACACAACAGCACACAAACUCAAAAAGAGGGGUUAGGUUUUUGAUUUUUCAUUUAAGCCUUCCAAAUUAAGAUCGAUUUCCAAAACAUUCGUGAGCCAUUGGGGUCUUAACCCAAACUAUCCCGCUAAGUCCAAAAAGGUAAAACCAAGCUAUCUAGAAUAUUAAAGCAUGAACUAAAGUACUAUUGCUCAAAACGGAGGUUUGAAUUGUUACUUUCAGGCUGCACUUGCCUAUAUCAGCCACUCUUGCGGCAGGAGUGCAUUAAGCCCUGGAGGAUGACCCCUCUCUCUCUCUGACUUCUAUUUGACAUCUUUUAGAUAUUUUGACACAAUAACCCUUUUACAACAUAUACCAAACACUUCAAUUACCCCAUGUGGCUUCCUCAACGAAUCGAGGAUUCUUUAAACACGCCCGUACACUCAUAAAAUUUAAUCCUAAUUUAUUUUUAAAAAUUUAUGGACUUUACAUUGA
This is a messenger RNA of Solanum tuberosum (potato), 4553 nucleotides long. RefSeq names its product endoplasmic reticulum metallopeptidase 1. The coding region runs from base 115 to 2625 and encodes 836 amino acids. The transcript is spliced from 21 exons. The record is from RefSeq and is a predicted model, not a curated record. Gene Ontology annotation, molecular function: metalloexopeptidase activity. Lineage: Eukaryota; Viridiplantae; Streptophyta; Magnoliopsida; Solanales; Solanaceae. Gene Ontology annotation, biological process: proteolysis.